UCCCCCUUGGCUGCCGCGCGCCGUGGUCUCGCCCGCCCCCGCUGCCAUGUUGGAUCGCGCGGCCGCCGGGGCCGGGCCGGAGUUGGAAGUUUAGGGGCGGGAGCGAUCGGGAUCGGCCCCGGCGCGGAGCGGCUCCGGCGCGGCGGCACCGCUGCCCGGCACCCCCUUGCCCGACCGCCCCCCUCCCCGGCACCCUCCCCGCCGCCCCUCUACUCCUCCCUCCUUCCCCGGCCCCGCGAAGAGGCUCCGCGAUGCGGCUGCUGUGAGGCCCCGGCGGCGGCGGCGGAGGAAGGGGAGGAAGGGGCCGCGGGCGCCAUCGGUCGCAGGGCGGCGAGAGCAGCGCCGGGCCGGCCCCGGCCAUGAGCGGCGCCCCGCAGCAGCAGCCCCCGCGGCGGGUCACUAACGUGGGCUCGCUGCUGCUCACCCCGCAGGAGAACGAGAGCCUUUUCGGCUUCCUCGGCAAGAAAUGCGUGACGAUGUCUUCAGCAGUUGUUCAGAUAUACGCAGCAGAUCGCAAUGCCAUGUGGUCAAAGAAGUGCUGUGGUGUAGCUUGCCUUGUAAAGGACAAUCCACAGAGGUCAUAUUUUAUCAGAAUAUUUGACAUUAAGGAUGGAAAAUUAUUGUGGGAGCAGGAGCUGUACAAUAACUUUGUAUAUAAUAGUCCUAGAGGAUAUUUUCAUACCUUUGCUGGAGAUACAUGUCAAGUUGGUCUUAAUUUUGCUAAUGAAGAAGAAGCUAAACUAUUCCGCAAAACAGUAACAGAUUUACUUGGACGACGGCAGAGAAAAUCUGAAAAAAGACGAGACCCACCAAAUGGCCCAAAUCUACCAAUGGCAACUGUUGAUAUCAAAAACCCAGAAAUUACAACUAACAGAUUUUAUACUCCGCAAGUCAACAAUAUUUCAUAUACCAAAGAAAAGAAGAAAGGAAAAACUAAAAAGAGAAGAUUGACAAAGGCAGAUAUUGGAACUCCAUCUAAUUUCCAACACAUUGGACAUGUUGGUUGGGAUCCAAACACAGGUUUUGAUGUGAACAACUUAGACCCAGAACUGAAAAAUCUGUUUGAUCUGUGUGGAAUUUCAGAGGCUCAGCUAAAAGACAAAGAAACUUCAAAGGUCAUAUAUGAUUUCAUUGAAAAAACAGGAGGUGUGGAAGCUGUUAAAAAUGAACUGCGCAGACAAGCUCCACCUCCGCCACCACCGUGCAGAGGAGGACCCCCUCCACCUCCACCUCCCCCUCCCCAUAGCUCGGGCCCUCCUCCUCCCCCUGCUAGGGGCCGAGGGGCACCACCUCCACCUCCUUCAAGGGCUCCCACAGCAGCACCUCCACCCCCACCUCCAUCUAGACCUGGUGCAGCAGUGCCCCCGCCUCCGCCCAACCGGAUGUACCCUCCACCACCGCCAGUGCAUUCCUCGUCUGCACCGUCCGGCCCUCCUCCGCCCCCACCGCCCCCAGCCAGCGGGUCAUCUGUUCCUCCGCCCCCUCCGCCUCCUCCACCCCCUCCUGGUCCUCCUCCACCGCCAGGCCUUCCUUCUGAGGUUGAUCACCAGCUUCCAGUUCCUGCGGGAAACAAAGCAGCGCUCUUGGAUCAAAUCAGAGAAGGAGCUCAGUUAAAGAAGGUAGAACAGAACAGUCGACCAGUGUCCUGCUCAGGAAGAGAUGCACUGCUGGACCAGAUACGACAGGGUAUACAGUUGAAAUCUGUAUCUGAUGGUCAGGAGAGUGCACCACCUACACCUGCACCCACCUCAGGGAUUGUGGGUGCGUUAAUGGAAGUUAUGCAGAAAAGGAGCAAAGCCAUUCAUUCUUCAGAUGAAGAUGAGGAUGAAGAUGAUGAAGAAGACUUUGAGGAUGAUGAUGAAUGGGAUGAUUGAUCAUAUAUUAUUAUAUAUAUAUUUUUUAAGGAGCUGGGAUACUCUUCUGACUCUUCCUGCAUUAAUGUCCUGGAUAACUCAGAUGUUAUCACAUCUCGGCCCUUACUACUGGACCGUUCUUGUCUUCACUAACAACGCCCCUAAACCUCCUGGUAGAAAUACAGUUAGCACACAUACCUUCAGCAGCUUACAGCACACAGCUGUUGUUCAGCACAUUUCAAGAAACGGAAGUUGUCCUGAUGUGGAUUCCUCUUUGGGAAAAUAAUGUCUUGCCUAUGUAUCAAGGUGAAGAACAACAGAGAUCCUAAAUGACCAGCUGGGAAAACACCAUGCUGGUUGCUCUCAAGAGCACUGUGAGAGGUGGGUGGCUGAUUGAAGGAUAGAUGUAAUCCAAGGAUCGUUCUUCCAGGAACCAACCCAACAUAGAUCACAGCUGGCAUAGAAAACAAAAAAAAUACUACAGUCUUUCUUUGGUAGUGGACACAUUGCCUGGUUCACUGUGUGUGCUCACUCUCCUGGCUGUGAACCUCAGGAAACCAUGCACACCUUGGGCAGCAAUCCAUCAGGCUAAUGAUCAUCAUUCCAACAUUUUAUAUGUAGGAUCCUUAGACAAGCUGCCUGACCAGUCUAGAGAUGAUACCUGGAUAGGGAAUGAGCUCAGAGCAGAUUCCUUGUACUUUGUGCCCUGGAUGACAGGUUUUACCUGAGUUAACUUCAGCUAUGCUGCAGUGGGGAGGAUUUGGUGAGACCUGUGUAUUCUGCCAAGCAGAAGUGAAUUGUCACAGUGUUACUUGUAGACACGAGGCAUCUUUGUUUUCUGAAAGGCUGUAAUUUCAACCUCCUGACAGAAGUCAAAUGCUGUGGUAGAUCAAGUUGUUAGUUCCAUCCCUUGUGUGGUCAGUCAGGACAGCCUUUCUGUUGAUCCUAAAAUCCUCCAGAAGAGUGAUGCAAUAUGUAAUCAUUAUGGUAUGAAAUUAUUACAGAUCUUUGUAGUUCCUGACUUUCCACCAAAACUAGGUUAUAUGCAUCCUUCUGUCCUUCCCCAAGCCAUUUUGAGCACUAAGCCUCUUAGCCUUUGGCCCAUUCUUCAAAUACUCCUUCUCUACCAAGAUAGAACUCUGCCUUCUGAAAGACAGAGAAAAGUCAAGCUGUCUGUACAUUUGCUGUCUUGUCCAUUCUUUGCCAUAAAACAAAUUCAGGUUGUUAGCAGGAGGACAGAGCCCUGAAUGGAGCUGCUGCUGUGUGUGAUAGAAGUAUCUUGUCUAACCUCAAGCAGGCUCUCUGUUGGUGCUCUUCUGAAGGUGACUUCAAAGAGUCCCCAGGCCAUCAGGGCAGAUUGUGUGCACAGGGUAUGUCAGUGGUGUGUGCAGAAAGUAGAACAGCGUGGGGUCAUGUCCCUGCACCAGGCCCACAGCCCAGCCUGCAGGAGGGGUAGCUGUGCUCUCUCAGAAGUAUGUGAUGUGUAACUGAGCAAUCAGGGAUGCAGCACAAAGUGGAAUCCUGCAUUUGUCCAACUCAGUCACUCUUCUGACCCUUGCUCAUCUCCACCUCCUGUAACCAGCGUGUAGACACUGAGCAGGUGCCAUCUUGCACUUCAGGCUCUUAGAUGCAGGUGUUUUCACUGAAAUCAAAUCUGUUUUGCCCUGUGCCUCAGUUGCUCAUUUGUCUAAUGGUGCUAAUAGCACAAUGCAUAUAAAUACAUCUAGUCCAGACAUGUACUGCAGUCCAGACAUGUGACACUUAAAAUAUUUUUAAAUGCGGUUUUCCUUGUUCAAAUUUAGUUAUCUCAGUUCUCAGAACAUUAAGUAAGACUUCUUCAUUUCUGUAAGGUCUAGUUUUCAGAAUCAGUAGCCAUUUUUAAGCUCUCAAAAUGAAAACCAAAACAACAUGAAUCAUGUCUGUAGAGCAGUUAAUCUGAGCAGUUUGAUUACUUGUGUGUGCAAAUAUUGGGUCAUUCUCUAAUGUUACAUCAAACUGAUUUUUCAUUUAAUAUUUUGGAAGUCCAGCCACAACAUGCAGUUCCCCAUGGAUUUAGUUUUAAUAAACUAAAAAUGUUUUAAUACACCAUGUGAAAGACAUGAGGUUUGGGACCUACAGACUAGUUGCUAAUCCCCUGGUUUACAAGCCAGGUUUGCAGCACAGCUCCCAUCAGGAGCACUUCCCUGUGAGUGACGGUGUCAGAAGCUUAACUGAUCCCGGACAGGGAGUCCUGCAGCAGCGUGUGGCAGCCCUAUCGAAUGGCUGCGCCCGGGGCUGCACCAGGCUGCCUCCCCUGCCCACCCACAGCUGCACAGCCCUCCCCAAACGUGUGAAAAGAAACAGUUUCAUGGGUGUGAGUCCUUUUAAAAUACCAGAAUCGCUGCUUCUCUGACUGCCCAGAGGUCUGCAAGGUCAAAGGUGCAGCGGUGCUGCUGCCUUGCUUUCACAAAGUGCAGGGUCCUUGGAGGAUUUGAAGUGCAGGAGGCAUUCUGUUUAUGGCUUAGAUUUACUGCAGCUCUGCGUGUGCUGGCUUCUGCUGGUUUCGUCUUACUGCCUCGUCUGUCAUCUCACUUUGAAAGGGGCCAUCCUGUUUUCAUCAGGGUGCACGUUAGAGCUCUGACUUUGUUAGAGGAAAGGCAGCCAGUAGCUUUGAAGUGUGUGAUAAUAUUUUUGCUGCUGGAUGGUAGUCACACUAUAUUCCCCAGCCUCUUGGAUCAUCAUGGAACAUUAGGAGAAAUUGUGACAGGAUGUGGCUGAAGUCAGAUUGAUUUACUUUUCUCUACUAAUUUUUUUUACAAUUUGCACUUGAUAACUACUACAGCCAUAAGGUAAAACUGUGUCAGCUAUUGCUUCUGAAAAACAUGAUCCAUGCUUACUUAAAAAAAACGUUUGGACUUGCCAUACGUUUUUAGAUUCCAGCUAAGAUUUUAUUAAUCUUUCUGCAUAAUUUUCAGUAAACAGCUGCACUGUCAACAUGGAGACAGAAGGCUUCUAAGAAACACAAGGGCAAGCGCAGCUCUUAAAAUCUGACCUCCUGUUUUACUACAAUGAAGACGGGUGCUAUAUUGUUGCAUUAAAGAAGGAAAAAAGAAACAAAA
Messenger RNA from Passer domesticus (house sparrow), 4951 nucleotides. It is a transcript of the gene WASL, whose product is annotated as WASP like actin nucleation promoting factor. The transcript is spliced from 12 exons. NCBI's taxonomy places the organism in Eukaryota, Metazoa, Chordata, Aves, Passeriformes, Passeridae. Gene Ontology annotation, molecular function: actin binding. The record is from RefSeq and is a predicted model, not a curated record. Gene Ontology annotation, biological process: actin filament organization. The coding region runs from base 360 to 1874 and encodes 504 amino acids.